Camponotus floridanus (Florida carpenter ant) is the source of this 2813-nucleotide messenger RNA. RefSeq names its product acylamino-acid-releasing enzyme. NCBI's taxonomy places the organism in Eukaryota, Metazoa, Arthropoda, Insecta, Hymenoptera, Formicidae. The record is from RefSeq and is a predicted model, not a curated record. Gene Ontology annotation, biological process: proteolysis. The transcript is spliced from 14 exons. Gene Ontology annotation, molecular function: serine-type endopeptidase activity. Bases 252 to 2462 code for a protein of 736 amino acids.
UAUAUGGUUAGUUUACAAUCAACGUAAUAUUUUGGAAUUUUUUCGCGGUUUGCAUUUUAUGUAUUUACAACGAUUGUAAAAGUGUAUCUAUUAAUAUAGCGAUAUCGCAUAUUAACUGCGCCAUAUAUCUACUUGUCAGUUCAUUAUCAUCAGUUAUCAUUGUUUAAAUAAUAGCUUUUUACUUAAACGUAUGUGUAUUUUUCAACAUUCGUAUUGGAAGACGCAUCAAGAGACGAUACAGGAAAAUCAGGAUGGCAUCUGCUCAGGUAAAAGAACUGGUAAACUUAUACAAAUCGUUAGCUGCACAUCCAUCUUUAAGCAGUGCACGGAUCCUGGGUGUUGCGAAUAGAUUAUCCAUACAGGGCUUAUGGACACAGAGAAAUCUGGAGAGGAAGACGGACCAACGUUUCUUACAGAAAUAUGACUUAAAUUCAGACCUAACUCCAAUCUCAAGUGGAUUUCCAGUUGACGUUACCACAGAGCUCAUGUCUACUUUGACAAAAAAUGAAGAACAUAGAGCUGUAUUGCGACAAGCUACAAUUGAUAAUUCUACAAAGCAAUUUAUAGAAAUUUGGGAUAAGCAACAUAUCGUGAAGAAUUAUGAUUUAUCUGCUUUGGAUGUUCAUGGCGAUGUUUAUACAGAUGUCGAAUUCCGAUCGUUUGAAUGGUCUCCUGAUAAUACUAAAGUAUUAUAUAUAGCAGAAAAGAAGCUUCCUAAGUCAGAACCGUUUUAUAAGCAAAAGCCAUUAGAUAAGAAAGAUAAGGAGAAGAAAGAAGAUGAAGAAGCAACAGUGGGUAAUGAAUAUAUCUAUAAGCCACAUUGGGGAGAGCAGCUGGUAGGAAAACAUCGACCUGUUGUUGUAGUUCUUGAUACAACAACAGACAAUAUUACGGUUUUAUCUGGAAUACCAGAUGAGCUUUCCCCUGGUCAAGUGAUUUGGACAAAAGAUCAGGAUGUAGUUGGUGUUGCUUGGAAGCACGAGCCACAAUACCUAGGACUAGUUGCAUGCACUAACAGAUAUUCCUGGAUAUUUUUAUUGAAAAAUGGAGAAUAUCGGAAAUUAUCUGACGAUGAAUGCGCUGUGCACAGCCCUAGAAUUAGCCCUGAUGGAAAUUAUCUUGUUUGGUUACAGAGGGAGGCUGGUGCUCUCCCGCAUCAUAAUGCACAUGCGCUUAUGCUACGAGACUUGAGAAUAGAGAAAAAUCAUAUUAAUCAAAUUGUGGAAAUAGUACAAAUGAGCAAGACAAUUAAUCACAACAAGCAUUUUUAUGGGAUAUAUGGUCGUUUGCCUUAUCAUUGUUGGAGUGAUGAUUCUCAGUACUUAUUUUUCAGUACACCGCAAAGAAACAAUAUCGUUUCAUAUAUUGUUAAUAUAAAAACAAAGGAUGUUACUGAAAUAAAAAACAAUGGAAGUAGCCUUAGUAUACUGGAUGUAAAAGGGGAUAUAAUUGCAUUUUUAAAUACCUCCUUAACACAACCUGCUAGUCUUAUGGUAGGUCGUUUUAAAAGUAAAACAGCAAAUAUUGGUGAUAUCCCUAGAAUUACAAUUACAACUCCAAUAAAAAUUGAUGAGCUUAAAGAAAUUAUGUAUGAAUCUAAUGAAUAUGUUUAUAACAAUGAUGACAGCAUAAAGCAAUUUAAUUUUAUUUACUUUGGUCCGAAAAGUGGUAAAGAUAAAUCAGUUCCUUUUGUAGUGAUACCACAUGGAGGUCCUCAUAGCAAUUUCACAAACGUAUUUUCGUUGGAUCACUCUUUCUUGGUAUCAGCAGGUUUUGCGGUAAUACAAGUAAAUUAUCGUGGUUCAACGGGAAUGGGUAGUGCGACUGUAGAAUACCUUCAAGGAAAAGUUGGAGACGUAGAUGUGAAGGACUGCAUAACUGCUACACAAGAAGCAAUCAAAAAAUAUCCUUGGCUCGAUCCUGAACGCAUAGGUCUUUGCGGUGGAUCUCAUGGUGGAUUUUUGGUAACACACUUAAGUGGACAAGCUCCGGAUAUGUACAAAGCAGUAGUCGCGAGAAAUCCGGUAAUCGAUAUCUCCAUCAUGUUCGGCAUAUCGGAUAUUCCAGAUUGUCGCAAUACUCUGACUAAGGAAGAAAAAAUAGCGUAUCUUCAUAAUGUGUGCGCUGUAGAAGCAGGUUUCUCUUACGUUGUUAGCGGUUCGUGGCCCGAUAACAUCGACAUGUUCGUAAAAAUGAAGAAAUGCUCGCCAAUUUUCCACAUCGAUAAAGUUAAGGCGCCUACUUUGAUUUGUAUUGGAACGAAAGAUUUGCGAGUACCAUCCUCUCAAGGAACAAUGUGGUACCAUCGGCUCAAAACUAAUAAAGUGAAAACUAAAAUGCUCGUAUACGAGGACAAUCAUCCAUUAUCAACUGGACCAGCUGAGAUUGAUCAUAUUAUCAACGAUUGUCUGUGGUUACUCGAGCAUACAUCUAUACGUACAGAAUUCAAAGACAAGAAAUAAAUGUUCAUCUUGCAACAUUUUUUUACAUGUGUAUAUAUAUAUCUAUAAGUCUUUAUUAUCACAAAUUGGAUAUUUACAUAUUAUUAUUGCAUACAUUUUAUAAAGAGACUUAUAUAACAUUCAAUCUCAAAAAUAUACACGCACACGCCUAUAAGGUCUAUAUUGUUAUAAAAUUUUUAUACUUUUAUAGAUACAAAAAAGUUGUUACAUACAUAUCCACGUGUAUACCUAAAGAUAUAUCAUUUAUCAAAAAGCAUGCUACAAUAUAGCAAGUUUACGUAUUAUUUGUUUUGUGAAUGUAUCUAUGAACACAAUAGAUUCCAUUAGAUUUUUUUCUUUGAUAUAAUUAAA